Molecule: messenger RNA, 1353 nt
Organism: Morus notabilis
Lineage: Eukaryota; Viridiplantae; Streptophyta; Magnoliopsida; Rosales; Moraceae
Product: uracil phosphoribosyltransferase
Exons: 12
Coding region: 102-995 (297 amino acids)
Biological process (GO): uracil salvage
Molecular function (GO): uracil phosphoribosyltransferase activity
Source: RefSeq, a predicted model, not a curated record
GGAACCCAUGCCAGAAGCCCAAUACGGAAUAGUCAGAGCGAGUCAUCCUCUUUCGACAAACCCACCCACCCGAGAUUCUCUCGUACGCCCCCGAAGGUCGAAUGAAUGAAUUAUCCAUGGCCAUGGCGUACUCCAUUAAAUUCUCUCUCCGGUCACCCUCCGAUACGCGCCGUUUCGUCUCAUCACCAUGCUUUUCCCAAAACCCUAAUCCCCAAUCUCUCCUUCUUAAUCUCCUCCCAUCUCACUCUUCCUCGUCCUUUCCCAAAAAGAUCUUGUAUUCCAGUGCUCGCCGUCGUAGCUUCGCUACCGUGAAGUCUCGCAUGGCCACUGGAGAGAAGCCGAUUUCUGAGGACCGAAUGCUUGUAUUUGUCCCGCCACAUCCAUUGAUAAAGCAUUGGGUUUCGGUUUUAAGAAAUGAGCAAACUCCAUGUCCCAUCUUCAGAAAUGCAAUGGCUGAAUUGGGGAGGAUACUCGUAUAUGAAGCUUCAAGGGAUUGGUUGCCUACUGUAGUCGGAGAGAUCCAGACACCAAUGGAUGUUGCCUCGGUUGAGUUCAUAGAUCCAAGAGAGCCCGUGGCGGUUGUUCCAAUAUUAAGAGCUGGUCUAGCCCUUGCAGAGCAUGCACCGUCAAUUUUGCCGGCAACAAAGACUUACCAUCUGGGGAUAAGCAGAGACGAGGAGACACUUCAGCCAACUGUAUAUCUUAACAAGCUACCAGAAAAAUUUCCUGAAGGCUCUCGGGUUUUUGUGGUUGAUCCUAUGCUGGCAACAGGUGGUACAGUAGUGGCAGCUCUCAACCUCAUAAAGGAACGUGGGCCUGAAAACAAUCAAAUUAAAGUGAUAUCUGCUGUAGCUGCUCCUCCAGCCCUUCAAAAGCUGAGCGAGAAAUUCCCGGGGCUUCAUGUGUACACUGGAAUUAUUGAUCCCACUGUCAAUGACAAAGGGUUUAUAAUUCCUGGACUUGGAGACGCGGGAGACCGCAGUUUCGGUACAUAACCUAGUUCGAGUAAUGUGAGAUUAACCUAUUAUUGAACAUCAUCAUUUUCGGUUUUGAUGCGUUGACAUCAUCAUUAAUCAGGAAUGAGUUGAGAUUUUGCUGUUAAUGAGCUCAAGGAAUUCAUUUGAUUUAUUUGCAAAUCACGGGUGUAUUGAGAAACAAAAACGGAGAGGGUUUUGUUUGUAUGUAAAAAAAAAAAAAAAAAAAAAAAAAAACUGUAAUUCUUUUGGAGAUACCUAUUUGGUAAAAGAAUGAUCCAAUUUUUUGCUGUGGCCAAGAAACAUGAUAUGUGAAAACCAAUUUCUUGUGAACUUGGCAUCACACAAACUUCCUUAUAAGAAAUUGUCUCCAACUAAA